Molecule: messenger RNA, 1830 nt
Organism: Prunus dulcis (almond)
Lineage: Eukaryota; Viridiplantae; Streptophyta; Magnoliopsida; Rosales; Rosaceae
Product: F-box protein At3g07870
Exons: 1
Coding region: 428-1684 (418 amino acids)
Molecular function (GO): protein binding
Source: RefSeq, a predicted model, not a curated record
GGUAUUUGCUUGUUUUUAAUUCUACUACACCAAUAGCCAAAGUAGUGGUAAAGAGGCUCUGUUUGGUUGUCAUAGAAGACUUUCUUGUUCCUGAGUCAGCAUCAGUAGGGCCAUGGAUCCAUUGGCAUGGCGCUAUAUUCAAUAAAUUUGCAUUUUUUUUGCAGUAAAUCAUGACUUUGCACUUGAAAUUGAAUGGUGGGGAUUGCCAGGACCAUCACUUUUUCUUCCCAAAGAUAAACCCAACUUUUCUCCAAGUGCAUUAUUCAAUUUUGGAUCUUAUAUACCACUAUUCCCUUGUAAUUGCCGUCUCUUUGAAUACUUAAUCCAUCCCAUCAAAUACAUCUAAAAACAAAGUAUAAUAAUCUUCUACUUUCUCUACUCUUAUAUGACCCUAUCUCUUCCCUUAGAAUACAGCUAAUCUUAAACCAUGGACUCAGAUUCUUUACUGCAGAUGAGCAAGAGGAGGAGGAGGAGCAACCAAAGAGAAGAUCAACCAGUACUUGGCAUGGAGAAUUUACCAUAUGAAAUCGUCACCGACAUAAUUUCAAGGCUGCCCUUUUCAUCUCUUGUGCAAUUCAGGUAUGUAUGCCGAGCGUGGCGCAAUUUAGCUCAAGACCAACAUAAUCUUGAAUCUCUUGAUCAUUUUCAUAACUCCAACACAGCUGAUGAGAACAGUUAUCUAUGCCUAAUCUUUCACUGUGAUUAUCCCAUCAGAAACCAUCUUUGUUUUGUAGCCUACCCUUUUGAUCAUUGUGGCAAAGAGGCACAAAUAGUGAAAAAGAUCCACACACCUUUCUGUGGUUUAAUGCCUGAGUUUGAUGUGGUAGGCUCAUGUAAUGGUUUGCUAUGCUUGUCUGAUUCUUUAUACAAUGAUGCACUUUACAUAUACAAUCCAUUCACUAGGGAUUAUAGAGAGCUGCCCAAGUCAAUUCAAUUUCCUAAUCAAGAAGUGAUUUAUGGAUUUGGGUUCCAUCCAAUUACUAAGGAAUAUAAGGUGGUUAAGAUAGUUUAUUAUAGGAAUGCAAAUAGGGGCUCAUGGCAUCGAUUUCGAGUCUAUCGUCCACAAUCAGAAGUUCAAGUUCUCACUCUGGGAAGCUCCAAUUGGAGAAGUAUAGGCAAAACAUCUCACUACCUUCAUCACUGGCCUGCACAGGUCUUGGUCAAUGGAAGGCUUCACUGGGUUACUUGGAGAAGAAGAUACCACCCGGGACGAAAGCUCAUCUCUUUUGACUUGGGAGAUGAGCAAUUCAGGGAGGUCCCAAAACCUGAGGCUGAUGGCUUAAAUAGGUGGGAUUAUCAUCUGCUGGUUGUAAGAGGCUGCCUUGCUGCAGUUUUCUAUUGCAGCUUUGGGAAAUUGGAGAUGUGGGUUAUGAAGGAGUAUGGUGUGAAGGAAGCUUGGGUCAAAGAGCUGAGCAUAGCAAGCCAUGUGCCAAAGGCAUUGAAACAAGAUGUCGAUAGAUCAUGGAAGAUUUCAAAGAUUGCUAUCAGAGGAAGAUAUGUGAGGGUUUUGUGUGUUUUGGGGAGUGGCCAGAUCUUGUUGGAGUACAAAAGCAGAGCUCUAGUUCUCUAUGACCCAAAUGGUGGAAAUUUUCAAGAUCUUGUGUUUCAGGGGAUGCCAAAAUGGUUUCAAACUGUUGUUCAUCUGGGCAGACUUAACCAAAUUCAUACCCUUGUUAAUAUGUGAAGGGUUCAAAUCAUGACUUUUAGUUUAUGCUUCUCUUUCCCUGUAAGUCUGCUGAUUGAAACAGAUCAUCUUUGUUAUUGUUCCAGUGUUUGCAUAUCGAUUUGAUUUAGGAAAUUGAAAUGUUUCCUCAAGUUGAUUUCUUAAAA